This is a messenger RNA of Triticum aestivum (bread wheat), 2361 nucleotides long. RefSeq names its product probable GTP-binding protein OBGM, mitochondrial. The transcript is spliced from 6 exons. Gene Ontology annotation, molecular function: GTP binding; GTPase activity; magnesium ion binding. The coding region runs from base 551 to 2119 and encodes 522 amino acids. The record is from RefSeq and is a predicted model, not a curated record. Lineage: Eukaryota; Viridiplantae; Streptophyta; Magnoliopsida; Poales; Poaceae. Gene Ontology annotation, cellular component: mitochondrion.
CCAGACAGAGCCGUGGAGACGCACCACGCACACCCACCCUCACUACCUGACGCACGGGAGAACCUACCCGCCGCCCAGCCGCCGGCCGCCCUGUCCCUGCCUCCGCCUGCCUCGCCGCCCUCGCCGGUCGCCGGAAACUAAGCCGCCCAGGAGGCUCCUCCGCUCCUCCCUCUCUGUCUCGCCCGCGGCCCGCCCGGCGCUCGGCGCCAACCUCGCCAGCGCCCCCGGCCGAGACCCUGCCCUGACCCGGCCGCCUGGCGCCUCUGCAAGCCGGCGGCAGCCGCCCAGUCGGCACUCGGCUCGGCCUGAUUUGAGGCCCUGUUCAGAAUCUCUCCACUCCGUGGAGCUGUGGAGCUCGGUUUGAGCCGCUCUGUGAAAAUGAGCUGCAGCCUGCUCCUCUUCGGGAGCGCAGUCGAGGGAGCGGAGAGGAACCGAACAGGCUCUUAGUGUGUUUUAGUGAAGAUGUGGCGGCGGCCGCAAGCUGUCCUGUGUCGCAUCUCGCCGGCGAACCUGUCUCCAGUGGCAUGGGCUGGUGGUGGGGCGAGCUACCAUGGCUCCUUGCCAGAGGGGGGGAGGGGAAAGGCGGCGCCUUUGCAGGUCACAGCCUAUCUUCUUACAACUUUACGUGGGCUACACUUUUCCUCAAGCUUGUUCCGACGAAUCAACGAUGAGCCGAGGCAUUGAAUACCCAUUGUUCCAGGCACGUGGGAUGGUGGACAGGUUCCGGCUACUUGCCAGAGGUGGCGAUGGUGGCAAUGGCUGCAUCAGCCAAAGGCGCUCCAGGUCCGACCGCCAAGGCAGGCCCGAUGGUGGCGAUGGAGGGACUGGUGGUAAUGUCAUUCUUGAGUGCUCAAGAUCUGUCUGGGAUUUCAGUAACUUGCAACAUCACACGAAAGCAGUCCGAGGAGGCAAUGGACUUUCUAAGAAACAGAUAGGGACAAGAGGUCCUGACAAGGUCGCCCAAGUACCAGUUGGCACAGUGAUUCAUCUAGUCCGAGGAGAGCGACCGUCUUUCACUGUAAAUAAACCAACCAGAUCUCUAGAUCCAUGGGAUAUCCCAGAUGCUGUGGAUGACUCUGCAGACAGUUCCAAUCAGAAGAACAAGGAUGGCAUUAAUGGAAAUGAAGCUGAAAGAGAAAGAAGCAAUCAGUGGGAGAAGCAAACAUACCCUAGUACAUGCUCCAAGGCUAGAUUUUCGAACGCUGAAGAUAGUGAUGCAAGUAGCAUUCAACCUCAGGUCGAUUUGGAUGAAAAUGAUCAGUUUGAUGACGACGAUGAAGAAUUUUGGGAGGAUGAAGAAGAGACGGAGGAAGAGGCUCUAGAUUCAGAUGAGGAGGGGGAAGAAGAUGACAUACAGUAUUCUGUUGCUGAAAUGACAAGACCUGGGCAACGGUUGAUCGUAGCACAAGGAGGGGAGGGUGGGCUAGGGAAUGCUUCUAUCGGCAGAGACGUCCGUCUAUCCAAAGGAAACAGACAAGAGGAGGUAGCCCGUUUAAGUACUGGACAGCCAGGAACAGAGUCUUUUCUUGUCUUAGAACUGAAGAGCAUUGCUGAUGUUGGCCUUGUUGGUUUGCCUAAUGCCGGAAAGAGCACACUUCUGAGUGCUCUCUCUAGGGCUCGCCCGGAGAUUGCUGACUAUGCGUUCACCACACUAAGGCCCAAUAUUGGUAGCCUAACCUACGACGACUACUUGUCAGUGAAAGUUGCUGACAUACCUGGUCUUAUCAAAGGUGCCCAUGAGAACCGUGGCCUGGGCCAUGCCUUCUUGAGGCACAUUGAGCGCACCAAAGUUCUGUCCUAUGUGCUUGACCUGGCAGCAACACUCAACGGUAGGAAGGGUAUCCCACCAUGGGAGCAGCUACGCGAUCUGGUCGUGGAGCUAGAGCAUUACCAAGAAGGCAUGACAAAGCGGCCAUCGUUGAUUGUGGCAAACAAAAUAGAUGAAGAGGGAGCUGACGCGAUGUAUGAAGAACUGAAGGGGAGAGUGCAAGGUGUUCCGAUAUUUCCAGUGUGUGCCAUCUUGCAAGAGGGAGUACCUGAUCUGAGAGUUGGCCUGAGAGACCUUAUGGAUGCCUCGGAUCGGCAAGGUGUCGAUUUGAGCAAAAUUAUUGUAGACUAAAAGGCUUUGCCCCUCGUUGGAGAAGAAUUGUUCUCCGAUUUUUUCCCCUUGGGCACUGUCUGCUUACAGAUGCACUGUAGAUCCGUGUUGCAAAAAUUGCUCUAAUUUUCUGUGUUGCAGAAUAGAUCAUCCAUUGUUUUAGAAAAUUCAGUGUAAUAAUAACUAAGGGUAACCAGUAUGUAUGCUUUGGUCUUUCAUAGGAACAGCAAUGCGUACUACCAAAAAGGUUCAUUCAAGUGCUA